Branchiostoma belcheri (Belcher's lancelet) is the source of this 581-nucleotide messenger RNA. Its product is annotated as retinoic acid receptor responder protein 3-like. The transcript is spliced from 3 exons. Gene Ontology annotation, cellular component: cytoplasm. The coding region runs from base 45 to 581 and encodes 178 amino acids. Gene Ontology annotation, biological process: N-acylphosphatidylethanolamine metabolic process. Lineage: Eukaryota; Metazoa; Chordata; Leptocardii; Amphioxiformes; Branchiostomatidae. The record is from RefSeq and is a predicted model, not a curated record. Gene Ontology annotation, molecular function: glycerophospholipid phospholipase A1 activity; A2-type glycerophospholipase activity.
UUUGCACUCGCAGGCGAAUGUAACUCGGGCGCAAUCGAAGAGCUAUGUCUCUCUCGAAGACCAAGGCUGGAAGUGGAAUACCGUCUGAAGAGGUCCGUUGUUAUAACGAAUGCCUCUUGAACAGAUGUCUUCAAGUGGGCGACCUGAUAGAGUUUCCAAGGAUAGGCUACUCCCAUUGGGGUGUGUACGUGGGUGGGGGACAGGUUAUCCACCUCAUCUGCCUGGAGGGGAAUAUUGUGAAGUGUUGUAAUCCAGUCACUGGCGCCAAGAGAGGAGAGAUCAAGGAAGAACCAUUUAUGAAAGUUGCAGGAACCAGCAAGGCCAAGAUAAACAACUACAAGGACAAUGAGAUGUCGCGGCAUUCGCCGGUGGAGAUCGUGAAGAGGGCCAAGCGUUACAAGGGGCUGGUCGAGUACAAGUGUGGGGGGUGCGAGAUGUUCGUCACCUGGUGUCGCUACGGGGAGGGAACCUGCGAGCAGAUCCAGAAGGUUAAAACUGCGGUAGAUUAUCUCCGGACCGCCGGCUUGGUGACGACCGUGGCGGCGGUGGCCAGUUUUAUAGUCUAUAGGGUGACACGAUAA